CUGUGGACGCACUCGAAAUAUACUCCCCCCGCCGUCCUCAAGAUCAAGAUGAGUCACCGUAAGUACGAAGAGCCUCGUAGCGGUUCCCUCGGAUUUUUGCCCCGUAAGCGUGCUGCUCGUCACCGUGGAAAGGUCAAGUCCUUCCCUAAGGAUGAUCCCAAAAAACCCGUUCAUUUGACGGCAAUAAUGGGAUACAAGUCUGGUAUGACCCACGUUGUACGCGAUCUUGAUCGUCCAGGCUCUAAAAUGAACAAACGUGAGGUUGUGGAGGCGGUCACUAUCGUUGAAACACCACCCAUGAUUGUCGUUGGCGUUGUCGGCUAUGUCGAGACUCCCCGUGGGCUGCGCACUCUCACCACGGUUUGGGCCUCGCACUUGUCUGAUGAAGUCAAACGUCGCUUUUAUAAGAAUUGGUACCGCUCCAAGAAGAAGGCGUUCACCCGCUACGCUAAGAAGCACGCUGAGGAUGGUGGCAAGUCAGUUGCGCGUGAACUCGAGCGUAUUCGUAAAUACUGCACUGUCGUCCGUGUUUUGGCACACACCCAGAUCCGCAAGACUGGUUUGAGCCAGAAGAAGGCUCACCUCAUGGAAAUCCAAGUCAACGGUGGCUCCGUUUCAGACAAAGUCGAAUUCGCACACAACCUGUUCGAGAAGCCGUUCGAAGUCAGCACCAUCUUCGAGCAGGACGAGAACAUCGAUGUUAUCGCUGUUACGAAAGGUCACGGUUUCGAAGGCGUUACACACCGAUGGGGAACCAAGAAGCUUCCACGCAAGACCCACAAAGGUCUUCGUAAAGUUGCUUGUAUCGGUGCUUGGCAUCCUUCGAAAGUCAUGUUCUCGGUCGCUCGUGCUGGUCAAAACGGUUAUCACCACAGAACUGAACUCAACAAGAAGAUCUAUCGCAUUGGUUCAGGCGAGGACCCGCACAACGCAUCGACAGAACACGACGUCACUAAGAAAGCCAUCACACCGAUGGGCGGUUUCCCCCACUAUGGCAUUGUAAAGAACGACUUCUUGAUGUUGAAGGGCUCAAUACCUGGAACCAAGAAGCGUAUCAUCACUCUUCGCAAGUCUCUCAUGGUCCACACAUCACGGAGGGAUUUGGAGAAAGUUCAGCUCAAGUUCAUCGAUACUUCCUCUAAGUUUGGUCACGGCUCUUUCCAAACAAUAGAAGAGAAAAAGGCGUUCUUGGGAACGCUCAAAGCCCGUGCAUGAGCUUCUAUUUCGUAGUUAUGUGUUUAUGCGUUUAUGUAGUACCGCUAUGAUCUGCUACAUCUCUUCUCCAUAUCACGACGCACCCACACCAUUCAUAAUGUCAUCAAUAGCUAGGAUCGCGUGAAAUAUGUAGGAAAGACGAUGUCUGUCCGCGAACAAAAAAGAAAAUGAAUUGUAGUUGACAGCUAGCGCUGUCGCUUAGUCUUGAC
Messenger RNA from Marasmius oreades (fairy-ring Marasmius), 1424 nucleotides. RefSeq names its product 60S ribosomal protein L3 (gene RPL3). Gene Ontology annotation, biological process: translation; ribosomal large subunit assembly. Gene Ontology annotation, molecular function: structural constituent of ribosome; RNA binding. NCBI's taxonomy places the organism in Eukaryota, Fungi, Basidiomycota, Agaricomycetes, Agaricales, Marasmiaceae. The coding region runs from base 49 to 1215 and encodes 388 amino acids. Gene Ontology annotation, cellular component: cytosolic large ribosomal subunit; ribosome. The record is from RefSeq and is a predicted model, not a curated record. The transcript has 7 exons.